Molecule: messenger RNA, 996 nt
Organism: Coffea eugenioides
Lineage: Eukaryota; Viridiplantae; Streptophyta; Magnoliopsida; Gentianales; Rubiaceae
Exons: 2
Coding region: 69-800 (243 amino acids)
Source: RefSeq, a predicted model, not a curated record
ACGAGACCGACGCAAGAUUAUUGUUGUUAUUAUUAUUAGGAGCCGUUAUCAGAGUGGGGCAGACUAGGAUGAAGAAGAUGAAGCAGAAGCAGCAAGCAUGGAAAGUGGAAAUAGAAGCCAAGAAGGCCGAUGGCUUGGCUUUCGGGCUCAAGGCAACCAAGGCCUUGCCGCCACCGGCGACUGCUGCUGCUCGCAAGUUGUUCCGAUUUUCACUGCGCCUGAAGCUUUCCUCAGUCGUCAUCCAUGUCAAAUCUAAACACAAACCUUCAGUCUGGCCCAACCCCCUCAAAUUCUUCAAAUCUAAAUUUGCGCCAAAGUUUAGCGACAAAUUUCGCGGAAGAACCAUUCCUGCUGCUGCUGCUAAGACAACUCUCAACAUCCCUCCUCCACCAAGAUGGAAGGCGAUGACUAUCAUCAAGGGAUGGGAUUGUUGUGGUGGUGGUAGCUCUUCCGCAUCGCUUCAAAAUCUUUACCUCUUGCGGCAAUCGAUAUCCCAGAAAGAUCAAAAUGGGAUAGUACUACAACUAGCAGUUAAUGUUUCGGGGUGGACAGGGCCUAUCAGAUACGUUGCUUCUUCAGUAUUCGAGAAUGAUGCGGGUUUUGGCAGAAAACUGAGCAUCAUACUGGUGUUGUUGCUGCUGGUUACGGUGUUUAUUAGUCCCUCCCUCCGUUGUGCAUCCUCUCUCUCUGUUGGUGGUGCGUUCGGGAUCCUUCAAAGCCUAGGCAUUAGAAUAAAGUCUUUCCAGCUGAACGUGCGUUCAUUUGCGGUUGAGAAUUCAGAUGGGUUGAUUUUCCGUUAAUUAAGCACCAGGAUACUUAUAAAUUAUUUUGACAAGAUAAAAGGAGUGUGACAAGUUUAACAGCAUGUUUUGGCUCCGUUUGGGUAGAGUGAUUCGUUUUAUGCUUCUGUAAUAGCUGCCGUGCUGUGUAAAAGGAAAUUUUACUUUUUCUACCGCUUGAAGGAUUAUUUGAGGAGGUUCCUCUGUUUUGGUUCCA